AUGUUGGACCUCAAAUACCUCGACGUGGUCGUUGGCACCGUGGCCGUUUACUGUGUGUAUCGGUUAAUGACUCUUGAAAAAAGAGCUUUGUCUCUUCCCCCAGGACCUCGAGGAUUUCCUCUCAUUGGGAAUCUGUUUGAUGUGCCCGCAGAGAGGGAAUGGUUGACUUUCGCAAAGUGGGGAGAGACGUACGUCCUCGGACAACCUCUUAUCAUCGUGAACUCUGCAAGUAUCGCGAAGGAAAUGUUGGAUAAAAAUAGUGCGAUAUACUCGGAUCGUCCGGUGAUACCUAUGGGAGGCGAGCUGUGUGGUUGGAAGAAUACGCUAGUGCUUACUCCUUAUGGGGAGCGUUUUCGCAACUAUCGACGUCUCGCUCAUCAGCUCUUCGGAAACGCGGCUACGAUGAAAUCUUUUCAUCCAGUUGAAGAAUUAGAAACCCAUCGUUUUCUCAAACGAUUGCUCUCCAGGCCUGCCGGAUUUUCUGACCACAUUCGCAAAACUGCCGGUGCAAUCAUCCUUCGAAUCUCACAUGGAUAUGAAGUGGGCGAAGGAGAGGAUCCCUUCGUUACACUGGCUGAUAAAGCUACAGAGCAGUUUGCGCUUUCUACGACCCCCGGAUUCCUCGUAAACCUUGUGCCUUUCUUGCAGUAUCUUCCUGAUUGGUUCCCUGGCGCUUCUUUCAAACAAACUGCCAAAGAAUGGUCAGCGACAUUGAAUGAAAUGGUCGACCUCCCUUAUGACUAUGUUAAGAGACACAUUGCUGCUGGCUCAGCCGAACCUUCCUAUGUCUCAAAGCUCGUGGAGGGUCAGACUUUAAGUCCAGAACAAGAAUUCGAAAUCAAGUGGUCUUCUGCUUCUCUCUAUUCUGGUAUGUGGACGGUUUCGGCUAUCUAUUCUUUCUUCAAGGCAAUGGCCAUGUACCCUGAGGUGCAAGUCAGAGCCCAAGCGGAGCUGGACGCAGUGGUAGGGGUUGAUCGUCUUCCUAGUUUUGAAGACAGAGACCACCUACCCUACAUUCAAGCCGUCACUUUAGAGGCUUUACGAUGGCAUUCCGUGGUUCCAACAAGCGUACCUCAUCGAGUCACCGAAGACAACGUGUUCAAUGGUUACUUCAUUCCGAAAGGUGCUUUGGUGCUUUCGAAUCUUUGGCAAAUGAACCACGAUCCGGAAGUUUAUCAUGACCCAAUGUCUUUCAUUCCUGAGAGAUUUAUGGGUCCACAACCUGAGAUGGACCCCAGAGAGGCCUGCUUUGGAUUUGGGCGCCGGUUUGUAGGGCGAGUGUUAGCUGAUGCUUCAGUAUUUAUCUCGUGCGCUAUGGCCCUUGCUGUCUUCAACAUUUCCAAAUACUCGGAAAAUGGUGUAGUCAUCGAGCCUGAUAUGGAUCAAAGCACCGGUACCAUAAGUCAUCCCAGCUCCUUCAAAUGCACUAUUUCGCCUAGGUCGGACAGAGCAGUUGCACUCAUUCAAGCGGAUGAGCGGCGUUAA
Molecule: messenger RNA, 1485 nt
Organism: Lentinula edodes (shiitake mushroom)
Lineage: Eukaryota; Fungi; Basidiomycota; Agaricomycetes; Agaricales; Omphalotaceae
Product: cytochrome P450
Exons: 11
Coding region: 1-1485 (494 amino acids)
Molecular function (GO): monooxygenase activity; heme binding; iron ion binding
Source: RefSeq, a predicted model, not a curated record